GUUCGCGGGGUUUGGCACGAACGCAGUGACCCUUGGGCAAUGCCUGCUCGGUCAGGUCAGAGGGACGAGCGACUCCCAACUUGAUCUCUCCCAAAUCUGCGUAUCCACGCUCAAUGCUGUCGCGAUCAUGAAUUGCGACGCAAGCCUAGUCGGCUGCCUUGCCGACAGGCUCGCUACAAGACUUCCCCAUCGAGCUGGCACCAGUGGCCAGAGCCUACAGCAAGACGAUGUCCUUCACGUUACGAGAGCCACCCUGAUCGAGCUAGGAAACACUUCCAUAUCCACAGUCAUCGCGUCGCUUCUGGUUCUACUCGAGGACCUUGCUCGCCCCUACGCAUCUGUCGCCGACCACCCCAGCCAUAUCUUGGCAUCCGAGCUCUACAUCGUUGCCGUCAUUGCAGACUGCUGUUCUUCCCAUUGGGCCUCUCUCUCACAGGACGCAGAUGUAGAACCGGCCCCGGCUCCCCCUCCGCUAGACGAAGUACUUGUGAGCCGCCUAUUCGAUGCGUUCAAACACCUCCUUGAACCGAUCCCCGAGAACUGUAUACUCCCAGCACAGACUCUACUUGACCAAGUCUCGACGCGCAAUGUCUCCGUCACUCGACCCGAAAGCUCCUCUGUCUCCUCCGACGCCGAUAGCUCCCCCCCAAGCGAUGAAAGGUUUGCAGACACGUUGGUGGAGAUGGACAUCCACAUCAAGACUGUGACCGAGUAUAUCACUACUUCCAGUUGGACGGCUGCCUUCGACUAUUUAAGGAAUGUUAUAUACACUAUUCGAACUAGUAUUGUUACGCAACCCGGCGUCUCUGCGCCUGGAUCUACCCAAGAUGCUGAGAGAGCAGCCCUCGUCGUUCUGCGAUUGCUCUCUUUCUUCUGGGUUGAUGGCCCAAAGCUAGGUCAAGUUAUACAAGAGAUCUGCUCAAGCUUCCUACACUUUCGAAAGCCUUACCAAAACACCAUUGCUGUAGUUUCUCCAUUGCUGAUCAUGAGAUGGCUGGAUCGGUUUCCCCGCGAGUUUGUGCAGCUUCACCAGCUUCACAAGCGACUUGAUGGUGGAGCUGAUACGCUGUUUGACAUGGCACAGGCUGCGACAGAUAACGGACGCCGAAAGGGUCUGUUCUACCCUCUCCAAACCACUCUACUUUUUCUUUUGCCGGAUGUUUUUGAGGUGGCGAGCAAUAUGCGCGAAGCGAAGAGCAGCAGCAUGGUGAAGAAAGUUACCUUUCUAGAUGGACUGAGAAAAGCCUCACGCAAUCGAAAUGAGCAAGCAGCUUACUGUCUGGUUUCUCUUCUCCGUGCUGCCAGGCAUUUUGAUGUUGAAAGCGACUCGGCGCUUGUCAGUUAUGCCUUGGAUGUUCAGGAUGAGGUCCGCGAUGCUGUUUUUCGUCGUCUUACCGCAUCAGAAUACGGACUCUUUGAUCAAGACAUGAUGACCGCAGCCUUUGUGAGCUUGACCCAUCUCAAUCUCGAUACCAGUGUCAGCGGCUUUGUGGAAAGCUGUAUCGCUUCAAAUGCCCCAAGCAGUUUCAAGUUGGCUACUGUCCAGGGCUGUACGUAUUUCGCUCAGCAGCCAUAUGCUCUUAGGUACCACGAACUAUUUGAUGCGGCAAUACCCUUCAUGCGGACGCAAUUAGAGACCGAGAAUGCCAAGGCUGUCAAUACGACGGGUCGACAAGGAAGUGAAAGGACAGAACUUGUUUGCAGCAUUCUCCAAUUCUUGGAUGCAUCCCCAGCUCGGUUGUUAGAUGAUCUGUCAAAAGAUGGUUCAAAUAACAGCUUCUUCAAGUCCUUCCUUCUUUGCGUAUUGUCUGAGAACCCGGCCGUGCGUAAAUUAGCCACUGGCGUUGCAAGCCGACUCUUUCAAGGCCAUCUUGAGGCAUAUCGUCAAUUCGAUACUGGGCACCGCUUCGGCACAAAAGAACUUCGUGAUGAUAUCUGGAGUCGAAGCUCCAAAGUUCUGCUUGCUUUAUGCGAGUCUGUCACCUCUAAGAAAGAUGACCAGAGCUUGCGAGAUCUACAAGACUAUCUAGAAGCACGCUUACUACUUCUCAAGAACAUCCCGGAACUGGCCAAAGUACCAGAGGACACACCAGAUGUCAUCAAUGCGUCUUCCAAGCUUGAGACGACACUUCUCAUAUCACUCUGUUCUGCCAGCAUUACAACUUGUCAACUGGUGACUUCCUGCACAGGAUUGUUCAUUCAAGAGUGCUCGAUCGUGGACAAACAUGUUGAGUCAGCAAAGUCCUCGGCAUCAGUGCUUCGCAACGCUGAAGUCUACCGCGAGAUAUCCUCUCCAGCCUUCCGGUUCACUGGACUAGUUGCAUUCCAGAAGCGAGUAAGGGGUCUUCUGCGCCGCAUGCAGUUCCCGACAACAGGCAUCGUAAACGCCUGGGAAACCGCAUUCGAUCGUUGGCUCCAUCUCGCAAAGGAUGUCUCAACAUCAACUGUCGAGAUCGUGGAUGGAAGAGCACUGGCCGAGUGGCGAAACUAUUCAGGAUUCUUGGCAUCCUUGGGCGGCAUUUGCACCGCUGACCAGGCUAUUAUUCUUGAAGAGCCUGCUCUUGGAGGUCUAAGGUGGAUCGACCGUGUCUCUUCUGAGCACUCCGAGGAACCACUCUUGACAAGAUAUCUGAGACUCAGUAUCCAGCUUUUAGCUUGUGCCAAUGUGAGAGUACGCGAAGCCAUGCGAGAUGUGCUUGCCAGUGAAGUCUCGCCUGCGCUCUACUACCCGCUAUUCCGGGCCUUAGAAUCUGAAUUAGAAGUAUUAUUCACUGGAGCUCUGGCUCCCGUUGAGAAAGAUCAGGAUAGUGAGGUGGUAUUCGCUGAGCAAGCUGCAUCUCUACUUCGGGCUCUUGUGGAAAGACUAGAAAGCCCCUCCGACCUCGGCGCGGCCUCGUCAGUCCAUCUGGGUGCACUCACGCUCAAUUUUGCAAAGUUCCUGGAUGGUGUCACCGAUACACCCAAUACGCUAAGGGUCAAGAUCCGGGUAUGCCACCUCUGCGAAGUGGUGACAAAGCGAAAAGAGCACCUGAACUUGAGGGACGAUGUUCGGAUCCGGAACCAGCUACUUGAAUAUAUCUUCGGGUGGAUUGCUCGCCCUCGCUCGCCUCAGCAUGGUCCUGGCUCCCGACAGGAUGACACGGCUCGUGUGCAGAAAGACCUUGACAAGGCUUGUUUAAAAUCACUGGCUGACUUGACUUUUCGUUUGCCAUUGCAACCCUCCGAAAGCCAUACUGAUGCUGGGAUGAGCGAGAUGAAGUCGCAAAUGUUCCAUACAUAUUUCAACCGCUUCUUGUCCUUGCUUAACCAUGAGCCAUCAGAGCUGACUAGGACUGAUACGAAUUUGAGUGUCACUCUUCGUGAAGAGUCUGCAUCAAACUCAGAUUUGGCCAUCACCAUCUUGUCCAAUUUACUUAGUGCUAAUAUCGACGUUGGCCUCAAACACUCUCUAAAUAUUGGGUAUCACGACAAUGUUGAGAUCCGCACUGCUUUCGUCAAGGUCCUCUACAACAUUCUGAUCCAAGGCACUGAGUUUAGCAACCUGACUGACUCCGCUGUGAGUGAGAAGUACGAGGAACUACUUGAGUUACUGACCAAUGAUCUCUCCCUGGCCAUCUCUAUGGCCGUUGCUUGCCCCAGCACCGAGGUGGAUGAGCUCACCAUUUGCCUUCUCACUGUUUUCGAGCAACGGGGAAUGAUAUUUGAGCUUUUGGAAGCACUCAUCAAACAAGAGAUUGAAGACACUGAGAAUGAGGCUGAGAUAUUACGACGAGGAUGUGUUGCAACCAAGAUGCUAUCAGUCUAUGCCAAGUGGAAGGGUGCUUCCUAUAUUCGAACGACGCUACAAAAAGUCUUGGAGCGACUCAUGCUGACAUCCAAGGAUCUCGAUCUAGAGCUUGACCCUGCAAGAGUCAGCUCGACAGAGGAGCUACAGAAGAAUGCUCUACAGCUCCGUAUUGUGGCCAAGGUUUUCAUUGAUGACAUAUGCGCGUCUUCUUCCAACAUUCCACCCGCCUUCCGCAAGAUUUGCUACACCAUAUCAAACGCAGUCAUGCCACGGUUUCCCGAUGCCAAGUAUACAGCCGUAGGAGCAUUCAUCUUCCUACGAUUCUUUUGCCCAGCUAUCGUUGCUCCUGAAGUCGAGGGCCUCGUGUCGACAGCACCAUCUAAAGAAAUGCGGCGCGGUUUACUUCUUAUUGCCAAGGUCAUUCAAAACCUCGCCAAUAACGUGCUGUUUGGAGCAAAAGAGCCAUACAUGUUUCCCCUUAAUGAUUUCUUGACCCAGAAUAUUUAUCACGUUACGACAUUUCUUCGCGAGAUUUCGGUUCCUCCCAACCAGUUGGAGGUGCAAGGCACCACGGAAUCGUUCGACUUUGGAUCUUGUGUUGCGCUGCAUCGCUUCCUCUACGAUCAUUGGGACCAUGUACGCCAAACACUUAUCUCACGCGAGAGAAAGGAUUACGCUAGGACAUCUGGGGACGUCGUCCGUGGGAGAUCACCAGUCUUGGAACCGCUGAGGAACCUAAUUGCGAAUCUUGGUCCACCACCGCUUGCUGUUUCAUGGAACAGACCUCAAGUCUCAUCCAAUAGCCCACCGCUAUACUCUCGAUUUCAGAACUUCAUGCUCCGAAAUGCCUUUCGAAGUACCGAGUCAUUCUUGACGGCACGUGCUGUUUACGAUGGUGGCGAAAGCAAGGACGGCUUGUCUAUCAUCUGCGUCAUUUUGCGUCACAUUGAGACUGAGAGCAUCGACUAUGACACUUUAAUGUAUUGCUACCUCAAAAUCGCCAGCAGGUUGUGGCACAGGCCCUUUGGCAUCUUAAUCGAUGCGACCUGCUAUAAUGGCCGCAACGAGCCUCAGGAUGACCUGUUCAAGAAGUUGGAGCUUCUGACACCCUCAGAGCUGUCACAAAACCUCAGCCGUAUUUAUGUUUACAACAUGAACAGUGCAUUCAAGCGGUGUUUUCGACGCCUGCUGAGGGUGUGCACCAAGAACGAGAACGGCGUAUUCAACCCCAAAAACGUCGAAUAUCAUUUGAUAGGAAGUCUUCAAGACUUGCAAGCACAUUUUCACCUUAGCCAGCUACAUCUGCCCAAGGAAACCAUCAGUGUCGUGACCGAUACACGAUAUGUCUUUCAACCGAUCACCCGCUUGUCAAAGUCAAAGGGUAAGAUUGAAGUAAUCAUUAAAGUUGGCAGUCAAUUUGUGCAAGUAACAACCACGAAAAAGCAAGAGAUUUUCGCGGGUUUUCGAUUGGGCACGACCGUGAACGACAUCUUCCGGUUGGGCGAAGUUGACGAAGCACCAACAUCCAUACAGACUGAAGAUGAUUCGGCUUUUGGCUUACGAGCUGACAACGGGAAGAUCGUGAUGUACUUUACAAGCCCAAAGAAGUCAGAUGUGCUUCAGACGAUCCGUGGUGCCAAGGCGAAACAUGGCAAGGAUAGCAGGGCUCACAAAUCUGUUGAGCGCCUUAUCAGGCCACAAGACGUACCAGGCACGCUCCUAAAUCUUUCGCUGGCGAACCUGUCGAGUCAUGAUCAUGUCCUAAGGCUGUCUUCCUACAAUCUACUCGGUGCACUUUGCCGGGCCUUCAAAUUCAGCUCUGCUUCAAGGAUCGUCUGCACCAAAGAUGUUUCUGUCCCUCUAGAUCCAACCCGCUUCGUGGUGGACAUCAGUAAGGAGUUGGCAUUGAGCGAGCCUCAGUUGACGUCAGACUUUUUGACAGAAUUCUUCGUGGGCUGGGAAAGCUUCCCGGAUGAACAGAAGCCUCUGAGUCUUGCCUAUAUGGCUCCUUGGCUCCCUGGCUUGCGGACCAACAUCCUCGCGAAUGAGCUGGACGGGGAGAAGGGGAGAGAAAGAGUCGCAAUUCUUUUUCGAAAGCUUAUCGAUGUGACUGUCCAGGACCAUUCACUCACCUUUGCCCUGGAACAAUCCGUAUGGCCAAGGAUCGUUCAAGACGAAAUUUUGCUCGAGGUUUUUCUAGAUGAGCUCUUGAAGUCAGCAAUGAGCUAUAGCGCGCAUGACGAAUCUCUAGAGGUCAUUGCGUCUAUUGUGGUUGGCAUUGGAACCGUGACUUUGCGCGGCAAGAUCCUUUCACGGCUCCGUAAAGCCCUCAACCGAUCAUCGCUCCGCCCGACGAAAUACCUGCCAGAUAAUGCAGUCUGGUCUGAGAUCUGUGUCUUGCUUCGGUUCUGUUUGUCACUGUCAUUCGACAACGGGGUGCAAUCUCAGCUUUUCCUCCCGGAGAUCUUCCAUAUCGUGACAUGUUGUGAACACUGGUACUCAGAGUCGAUACUUGUUUACGUGCUUGUCAACACGAUCACGCGUAUGUACGUCGUUCAGCUGAUGAUGCAGAUCUAGCAACUGCGAGCAGUCUAGAUUUUCUAUGCGAUCCUCGUAGCGACAUUUUCACGGCGCCGCCAACCUUCCUCGCGAUGGUGCCUCGGUAUCGACUUCACAGGACGCAGACCCCGCGCUGACGGCGACCGAGAUCCUCGCAUCUGCUCUCUUUGAAAUUUGUUCCGUCGCUGCACCAACAGUUGACCUUGCUAAUACAUGGCGAUCGAGGUGGAUGAGCCUAGUUGCAAGCACGGCCUUCCAAAAUAAUCCAGCUAUUCAACCGCGUGCAUUUGCGGUCAUGGGAUGCUUGGCUCGGGAAGAGGUUGAUGAUGAUUUGCUCUACCAAGUACUUGUUGCUCUGAGGAACAGCGUCAAUCGGUUUGGCGAGGACCAUAACAGUGAAAUGCUUGUCUCUAUCGUCACUUCGCUAUCGAAAAUGAUGGCAAAACUCCCAUCAGCAUCUCGCUAUGGUCUGCAGCUUUUCUGGCUAGCCAUGUCACUCGUGCGGUUAGUGCCUGCGACUCUGUUCAACUGUACUGCACAAUUUCUCGAGGCAGUGCUAGCGAAUAUAAGCACUAGCGAAGAGUUCCGAGGAGACAGCAUGGCCUCAUUACUUCUUCAAGGACGAGCACCGCUGGAUGAGGCUGCGUUGCCCCUGGAAGAGAUAUAUGGUAUACACUUCGAGGAAGAAACCUUCCACCUCGCCGUCUGUGCAUGUCUAGCGCGUGGACUCACUGAUACCAUGACACGACAAAUCACCAUGCGUGUCUUGUCUUCUUUCCUAGAGAUGAUGACAGCGAAUGUUGAGGGUCGGGAAAAGGCUGAGAUGACUCAGACCUCACCAUAUCUUUCUCUCCUGACAGCCCGCGCGGUUGAGAAUGACGAAUUCAAAGACAGUCUGUGGUCUGCUGGCAUUAAUGCCGAUGAACUUGGCUUUGCUAAUGGGAUGCGCAAAUCGCCGGAUCUCGAAGGGAUGCUUGAUAAUGUGGUCUUGCUGAUCACAGCGAUCGAACUUGUUGACUUCCAGUAUGUGGAAGACUCCGUACAAAGGCGCAGUCUGGAUUGGCUCAACAAGCUUGCCAACGAACGCCCUAUCGUGGUAGAGCAAUUAGCUGGAGCCAUUCGCUCUUUGUUAGAUGAUACUUUACUACACAGCCAGAAUUCGGCGACAUUAAGGGCUGCACACACUCUUUUGCGGGCGCUAUCAUCAACGCCACAAUUCUCGAGAGCCCCUGGCUCCAUGUCCCCACUGACCGAGGUUUUGGACUCACUGGGUUUUGGUGGGUUAUGGCGAUCAUGUUCACUUGGAUCAAUGGAAGACGUCAACCGUGACUACCUAGAGCUAACUGAGCGAUUGAUAGAGGUAAGUAAAAAGAGAAUUAAGAUAGUAAAAAAUAUAAUUAC
Molecule: messenger RNA, 7747 nt
Organism: Fusarium verticillioides 7600
Lineage: Eukaryota; Fungi; Ascomycota; Sordariomycetes; Hypocreales; Nectriaceae
Product: neurofibromin 1
Exons: 9
Coding region: 128-6364 (2078 amino acids)
Biological process (GO): regulation of GTPase activity
Source: RefSeq, a predicted model, not a curated record